This is a messenger RNA of Notothenia coriiceps (black rockcod), 5345 nucleotides long. RefSeq names its product chromosome unknown C15orf39 homolog (gene prmt2ip). The record is from RefSeq and is a predicted model, not a curated record. Lineage: Eukaryota; Metazoa; Chordata; Actinopteri; Perciformes; Nototheniidae. The transcript has 3 exons. The coding region runs from base 238 to 4419 and encodes 1393 amino acids.
UCAGUUUGUUAACUUCUCCAAAAGCCGCAUGGACUUCGGGCGCGCCGCUCACCCAUUUUUUGCAAACCGUUCCUCUCAUUGCGUGGGAUUUUAAUGCAUCCGGGCUGACCCGGUCCACUCUCAAACAGAACCCCCCGCCCCCUUCCUCACAAGUUGUGUUUCAUAGAGUCUUCGUGGAAAUCAUUGAUUGUCAACACAGCAGCGAGGUUUGGAGCCAUAUCAUUGUUUCGACACAAGAUGCCGUUAUUCGACGGGACCAUAGCCUCCACGGGACUGUCGAAACCUCCAAAUAUGUCUGGUUUCCUGAGUAAGCCAGUGCUGCAGUACAACGGCGCUUACUUCACUUAUGACCACAGAGGAAAGGACGGAGCAGGAUUUACUCCUCCUUGGAGCACCUCAAAGCCCUCUCUGCUGGAUGGCAGAAGUCCUGUGAGUCACCUUUCUGGCAUGGAAGGACAAAACCACAUAAUGUACAGGCAAGAAAGCAAAUCUUUAGAGGAAGGCCAUUCUCCUUCAUCCUCUUUGCAUCACAUCCCAGUAAAACCGGGCUUUGCGUUAUACACUAAAGGUCCUGGGAUCAGGAGUCCCGCAGCUGCUGCGCCAGUGGCUGUUAGAAAACAAAAAGCUGGAGCGGAGAAUUCAUCUCCCCCAUCUGAAAACUCUCUUUACCUAGCAAUUCCUAAGCCACAUUAUAUGCAUAACCCCUGCUGUGAUGAACUGGGUUGUGUGAUAGGACAUCAAUACAGUGUGGAACAUGGCUCUCAGAGGAUACCCAGCACUGUAUAUGAGCAUGAUUGGAUGCAAAAUGAUGCCCACUGCACUGAAAGACCACCCGUCCAGAGGACAGGACCAGACACACUGCUGCAACAGAGAGGUUUACAGUUUGAGCCCAGAACGGAACCACUAAAGAGGGGGACGUACAGCCCAGGUAGAGCAGGGACUUUUCCUGCUAUGAUCGACCCAAACUAUAGCAGUUACCCCUGCACCCCAACUCGCCCACUGUAUGGUUCUCUAAGUGAGCAGAGCCAGCGUUUACAAACCUCCCCCAGAGGCUACCCUAGCCUAUACUCCUCCCAUCCCACAUAUGAGCAUAUGACAUCAGAGGUUUAUCAGGAACAUUCUCCCAUGUCCAAAUAUGGCCAGCUAACACAGCACCCGAUGUUUUACUACUCCCAAGCAAAUGUGGAGGUAGAAAACAGGUCACAGUGUAAGCAGAGGGAAGAUGUGCCUGUUAUUCUCAAGCACACAAUCUCAAACCCCCGGGAGCAUUACAUAUUUCCUCAGUCUUUUCAUGGUGAAAUUCCUUUGUCUUGCAGUGAAAUGUUGCAAAAUCAUGUCCUAAUGCGGAGUUUUGACUCUCCAUGUUAUGCAGUUCCAAGAUUUCAUUUGAAUGCAAGCCAAAUCAGAUCCCCCCCAAAAAGGCAACAUGCAAUGCCGAGCUUGCACUCUAAUCACAUUGUUUCCCAAUCAGGCCAAAACAUGGCGCACCACAUGGCCUCUGCAACAGACCAACAUAAGGACAAAUCUAGCCCGCAGUUUGACCAAUCACAUCCCAACUCGCCAUUCCGGCGUGUAAACAUAAGCAGUCCUGCCAGGCGUGUAAGCCCACCGAGUGUCUCACCGUCCAACAUACACAUGAACAGGUUUCAUUCCCCACUCACCAGCAUGCAGAUGGACCAACCCGUCUUUUCACCAACUGGCUUGAACAUGGAAAGAAUCCUAGACUAUUCUUCCAAUGAAGCCCAUGUUAGGUGCCCAGAACAGCCCAAAAGUCUUCCUGUUUCCCCACAAACAUUGCUGCCCCGGUCACCGCAUCACUUUUCAAAUCGAAUCCAAGCAGCUGUAGCAAAUCAGGGAAGUAUCCGUAAGAUAAUUGAUUCCCCCCUUGCACCAGGAAACCAACACAAUGGCCCUGUGUCCAGUCCAGGCUCUGCUAUUCUCAAAAGGUGCCUGAAGAGAAGUAUUUCUCACUCAUUUUCGCCCAUCAAAAUAAAAGAAGAAGAUAAAGAUUUAUGUGAAGUGGGAUUUGUUACAAAACGACAGAGGGUAGAAAUAGAGAAUGCAGAAGAAAGAAUACAAACUAGCUCCCCUCCUAUGCCAGUUAUUAACAACGUCUUUAGUCUGGCACCUUACCAAGCAUACCUGAAGGCCUCUGGAUUUUUAUUUUCAGGCAGAGUACCUCAGAGAGCCGUCCAUUCGUCCGAGCAUCGUGACGUUCAAACCAAGCCAGACAUCAAAGUGAAAAGGCCUGAUCAAGAUGAACCUCAGUCUGUUCUCUGUCUGGUUCCCAAACAAAUCUGUGCACGUUCUCCAACAGAGAAGCCUGUUGUAAAAAUGUUUGAACCUAAAACUAUUAAAGUAGAAAAAGUAGACCCAACAGACACAGAGUACAUUAGUCAGAUGGACUGCAGCAAAAUAAAAAUAAAGAGGGAGCCUGAAGACACUGGUUCCUACAACAGUGAGUCAAUGUUGGUGAUAAAGAAAUGUGAACCUGAUGAACUUGAAAGUAAACCUUCAUUAGCAGAUGAACAUAAGGCUUCACACGAGACUCCAGAUCAUUCCAAAUCUGAGGUGGCUGCAGAGAUACACUCAUAUCCUCGGGUUGACACAUGCAUGAUACCUAAACCCAUUACUUCACCUCACCCACCUGAGAUGAAAAUACAUUUCAAAAACAUUCCUCCAGAGUGUCUGAAACUUUCCACCUUCAGUAUAAUUCUCAGUGAUGCGAAGCCUUCUCGCCCCGCACCCCCCCCAGAGACGCCUCCUGCAUCGCCGAUAACUGAAUGUCCAGCAAAACUAGAGCCCCAGGCGCCAGUCCGAAAGCACUUCUUAGAGUUGCACCUGUCCAUCUGCAAGCUAAUAUCUAACUGUGUGUUGGCCUCCUCAGAGCAGGAGCUCCGGGCCUGGCUGUCUCAGUUCGAACUGACUAUACCAGCAUCUCCUACAACCAAAGUCCCGAAAGUGUCCUGUUUGUUGGGGGUAAAAGCCAGGGUGGGGUGGCUCAAUGAGGAGAUACAGUCAGCGCUCCAUGAUGUCCUGCAGAGGUUGAGAGAGUACACCUUUCAGAAAAGCUGUCCUUUUCCACACGUCAUGCGGACGGGGGCCGUGUUCCUCCCCAUGCUGGUGGUGAAGGAGCUGCUGUUUCCCACAGUGCAGGGCUGCUUCAUCGACCAGGUGCUGCAGGAGCACCGAGUGGAGCUGCGGCCCACUACGCUCUCGGAGGAAAAGAUCCUCAUCCAGCUUCACAAACGAGCCUGCUCCUCCAGGCUGAGGAGACUCAUGUCCCUCAAACACCUGCCGGAUGUCUACUCUGAUGCCGUCAACCUUCUGUAUCACGCUUGUGUCUGCAAACAUCUGGGCUUAGCUUUGGAUGAUUCUGCUGACAGAGAAAAAGUUUGUGAGGAGACUCCCGUUUGUUCAGAAAUCACAGUCUCAGCCCCAGAGUCACCCCCACAUAUACACACCAAGGACCACGAAUCAAUGUCAGAUUGGAACAAUAAUAAUAGAAAAAGCAGGGUAAAGAGGAGUUCGAGGCGAUUGUUUCUGGACAGCAGUUCCUCAGAGGAAGAUACAGAUGAGACAGAGAAGGCCUUAAGUGGAGGCUUGCUGGAUGCAUUUAGUGAGAACAACUGGAGUGGGUUUCAGUUGGAAGGGACUGAGAACAGAGGGAGUGACUGUAUGGUUGCAGAUGAGGAUUCUUCACUAAGCACCCCUCCUGAGAAUUCAUGGAUGUGUCCUUUGACCUUGAACAAAUGUUCUCCAUCUCCAAGGGACACUGAAACAGAGGACUACUGCAGUCUGCCUCCUGUCAGAGACAAGUCUCCAGUGAGACCCAAGAAAUGUUCAGGCGUGAUUCUCAAACUGAGGAGGAUGUUCGGCAAAGGUUUGAACAGAAAAAAGGCUUGCUACCAAGCAGUGUCAGACUCAGGGACAAGUGCGGAUCCUUCCCCCUUGCAGACAGGUGAUGGGGAACUGAGCAGAGAGAGGGACAUUUACAGGAGGACGUCCAAAGGGACCCACAGGCGGCAGAGGACGGGAAGCUUCUGUCACGCAUUAAGACCUCUAAGCACUACUUCUCAUAGAAAACACAGAUCCCUCUUAAAGAUCAAAUACUGUCCCUACUUGACUGCGUGCCACAGCGCUGAGCACAGGAGGGUCCUGCGCUCAGCCGUCCAGAGGGCUCGGAGGGCCAUGAGAUUCUACUACCCCGACCUGGUGGGGAAGAGGAUCCGCCAUCUGUACGAGGAAGACGACAAAUCUGAGGUGUGGUACAGAGGGGAGGUGAAGCGUGUCCACGAGGCCCACACAGACCCUAUAAAGACUAUAUUUGAGGUCACGUAUGACAGCGAGCCGGGGUGGAAGUACUACCUGGAGCUACUGAUGGACUAUAAAAAAGGCUGGCUCAAAGUCGAAGACUAGUUUUCCCACACAAAUGUCUUAAUGCACAUUUUGCCUUUUGUCAAGUGUAAUAAUAAAAUGUCUAAAUUGUUCCCUCUUCGCUGCUUUUUUCACUUGCCGACAAAGGCAGCCUUCAUUAACGCUCUGGCCUCCCCAGGAAUGAAGUUGGACUGUAUUUGGUAAUGUGGUCAGCUUAACAUUCUUAUCAUUUGAGAGCUACAGGAUGCAUUUUGAGCGACUUUAGUCAAUGUGCAACAUCCUGUAGAUGUUGUUUUAAACGCUUAUCUUCUGACACAUGCACCUACUUUAAGCACAUAUUGAAUUUGGUUGUGUGAAAGAAAUGAUACAAUCUUGCCUUUUUUUAAGAUAACUGCAAAAAAAGACCUUAAGUGGCAAUGUUUUUAAACUUUAAUUGUAAGAAACUAUGAUGUUUGGUAUUUAUUGUUGUGUUCCAAUUUUUAUAUUGAUUGAAGUUAGUGACUUGUACAUUGUUUGUCUAUUUGGAUUUUGCCAGUAAGAAAACAGAAAAACAAACAUGACAUCAAGACAUCUUUGAAGGUCUUCACUUAUUCAGUGCCAGCCACAUUUCUGUAGGUUUACAUUAAAAUGCCAGUUUUUUUACAUUAUUAUAACAAAGGUUGUUUAUUCACCCUGAUGACUGUAGUACUUUGUGUUGUAUCGUGUGUAAUUUAAGCUGGACAGGCAUUAGUGUGGGACUCUACUAAAGCUGCCUAAGAGGUCUUUGACACCCACACUGCUGUUUUAAUCUGUGAACAUGAAGAGACUUUCCCCUCAAAUCAUAUUCAGUUUUGUUGGACUACUGCAGACAAAAUGUUUGUUUUUCUCACGGUUUUAAAUAAAUGUGUGUAAUGAUUCAAUGUCUCCUGAUGUUGAAAGUGUACUUUUCUGCCAAAUAUACUUGGUGUUUUUUACUAUGGGACUAAUUG